UCCCUCCCAUUAAAACAAACCCAACAUUCCCGAACCCUAGGUUUCACUUCACAUCACAGCCGCUGAGACCACAGAUCACUGGACCAUGACGACACGAUUCAAGAAGAAUCGGAAGAAGCGAGGCCACGUGAGCGCCGGACACGGCCGCAUCGGAAAGCACCGGAAACACCCCGGCGGCCGCGGAAACGCCGGAGGUAUGCACCACCAUCGAAUCCUCUUCGACAAGUACCACCCUGGUUACUUCGGCAAGGUGGGCAUGAGGUAUUUCCACAGGCUCCGUAACAAGUUCCACUGCCCCAUUGUCAACGUGGACAAGCUCUGGUCGAUGGUACCCCAAGACGUCAAAGACAAGGCGGAUCAGAAAAAUGUUCCAAUGAUCGAUGUGACUCAGUUCGGGUAUUUUAAGUUGCUUGGAAAAGGGGUUUUGCCCAGUGAUCAACCGGUGGUGGUGAAGGCCAAGCUUGUGUCCAAGAUUGCUGAGAAGAAGAUUAAAGAGGCUGGUGGUGCCGUUGUUCUCACCGCUUAGGUUUGCAUUCUUUAAGAGAAUUUUCUUUUUAAAAUUUUGUUUUCGACUCUAUUUGGAUUUGCUGAAGUAGUAAUCUUAUCUCAUCAGAUAUGUUUUAUAAUGUGUUUUCAGCAAAUUUUCUUGUUGAUUUCAUUUGAUGGUUUACUUGAGAUUUUGGAUAGAACCGCAACCAAACACGUUUUCUGUUUCAAAUUUUUAC
Molecule: messenger RNA, 725 nt
Organism: Ilex paraguariensis (yerba mate)
Lineage: Eukaryota; Viridiplantae; Streptophyta; Magnoliopsida; Aquifoliales; Aquifoliaceae
Source: the annotation of a GenBank genome assembly